Molecule: messenger RNA, 2569 nt
Organism: Anopheles gambiae (African malaria mosquito)
Lineage: Eukaryota; Metazoa; Arthropoda; Insecta; Diptera; Culicidae
Exons: 2
Coding region: 1093-2127 (344 amino acids)
Molecular function (GO): nucleic acid binding
Source: RefSeq, a predicted model, not a curated record
CACCUAAUUUUACAGGGUUUUCCAGUGGUUCAGAUAACUUUGAGAUGCUUAACGGACUCUAUCGCACGGGAAGUGAUACUUUUGGCGCGUUAGCGAUAAAUCUGUAACUUUACUGAACUCUAUGUGACGGGAAGUAGAUUCUUUGGCACCUUUUUUGGACAAGUCAUUUGGGUGCCGUUUGCCAGCUGGGUUUUCGUAUACAUGAGGUGGUUGAAGUAUUGCUAUUUUCAAUAAUACACAUCAAUAUAAAAUUUGCACUAUAUAUGGCUAUACACAUUUAUUAAAAUUAUGAUCAAAGCAUGAUAUGUUUUGUAAAUUAUCGAGUGAUGUUAUUUUACUUCAAUUUAUGUUGCUUUGUUAUGGAAGAGUAAUACAGGGUUUUCCAGUGGUUCUGAUAACUUUGAGAUGCUUAACGGACUCUAUCGCACGGGAAGUGAUACUUUUGGCGCGUUAGCGAUAAAUCUGUAACUUUACUGAACUCUAUGUGACGGGAAGUAGAUUCUUUGGCACCUUUUUUGGACAAGUCAUUUGGGUGCCGUUUGCCAGCUGGGUUUUCGUAUACAUGAGGUGGUUGAAGUAUUGCUAUUUUCAAUAAUACACAUCAAUAUAAAAUUUGCACUAUAUAUGGCUAUACACAUUUAUUAAAAUUAUGAUCAAAGCAUGAUAUGUUUUGUAAAUUAUCGAGUGAUGUUAUUUUACUUCAAUUUAUGUUGCUUUGUUAUGGAAGAGUAAUAACAUUCAAGUCAACUAGCGUUUAUAAACAUUCGCGAGUGAAAUCAUCUGCUGUCAAUUCGAAUGGGUGGGAAACAACUACAACAACAAUUUUCCACAACCAAACGCAUUCCGAAAAUAUCGCUUCAAAAAAGGUUUCAUGCUGUCGUGGCUGUGCUGUGCACCAAAACAUAAUAGUGCUAAUUCGUGAAUCUUAUUGCACACAGUAUGUAUUUAAGCCCAUAACACUUGAAGUAGUUGUAAUUAUUUACGUGUUCCGAAUGUUACAGGUGUUUCAAUAUAACCGAAAUCAUUGGAUGCUGUUUGUGAAGAUCGAUUGUGUCAUCAUUUUACAAGCAAAACUCAAAUAUUAUAACAGACAUGGAGCCCAAUACAAGUGCAGCUACACGACGUGUUGUAAAAACCACAUCCGAUAGCGACAGGAAGCGGGUCAUAACGGCGUAUGAAAAUGGCUCAGCUCCAUCAGCAAUAAGCCAAAUGCUUAAUAUAAAGAGACCAACGGUGUAUGGAAUCAUAAAUAAAUACAAUGCAACUUGGCAAAUCGCUGCAGCUAAGCGUGGUGGCACCUGUAAAAAAAAGUUGUCGCAGGAUGCGGUAGAAAGCAUUCGAGCCUGGAUCGACGAAGAUUGUGCGAUCACGCUGAAGUCACUGGCACAGAAAGUAUUUGAACGACACGGUGUACACGUUAGCAUCUCAACUAUAGCCAGGGAAGUAAAGGGCUUCAACUACUCCUUUAAAAUGCUGCAAAAAAUACCUGAAAGGCGCAACACAACUGCUACGAUCGAGGAACGUACCACAUACGCCAGAAACUUCUACCAAAUAACAAGGGCAUUUCCUGUAAGCGGAUUAAUAUAUUUGGACGAAGUGGGAUUCAACGUGAGCAUGCGGACAAGCAAGGGCAGAUCUCAGAAAGGAACGCCAGCAGUAACCGUGGUUCCUCAAAUUAGAACUAGAAAUAUAUCGAUAGUAUGUGCAAUGAAUUCGAAUGGGAUCGUACAUUACGUCACCCACAACCAACCUGUAAACAGAGAGCUAUUUACCAAUUUUAUUUAUGAGCUUAAAGAUAUAUUGCGAUCCAAAAACAUUAAUAGAAGCUAUUUAAUAAUGGACAACGUUGCUUUCCACAAGAGCCAGUCCGUGCAGGAAGCUAUAGGAACCGUUAUAGACAAACCUCUCUAUCUACCCCCAUAUUCUCCCUUUUUAAACCCCAUAGAGAAUAUGUUUAGCAAGUGGAAGAAUUAUGUAAAAAGAUCUAACUGCACUAAUCACGACCAACUAAUGGAAGCUAUAUGCAACGGAGCAAAUUAUGUUACCGCAGAAGAUUGCGAAGGGUUUAUAAACAACAUGUGGAACUACAUGUCACGCUGUUUAAGCGGUGAAGAAAUAUUAGAUUAGAUGUAUCUUUAUUCUUUGAUAGCUCCUUUGAUAGAAUUCAAUAGUUUUAUUCAAUAGUUUAGAUAGAUGAGAUUAAUUAGUAGUAGUUAAGUCGAUUAACACUUCAAUGGAAAACCGUACUCCAAGAAUUUUUCCUCAAAAUGUGCUGUGCAGUUUCCUCAACAGUUAUUACGUUUUUUUUUUUUCAUUAGUUAAGUUCUUCAUCUUUAGAUGGAAAAACGAUACUCAAAGAGUUCCUUGAAAACGUGCUGUGCAGUUUUCUCAUCAUUAAUUACUUUUUUUAGUCAGUAGUAAAUAUCUUGAUUGUUAGAUGGAAAACAAUACUCAAAGAGUUCCUUGAAUAAAAUACAAUGCAAUUUUCGAACGUUUCUUAAAUCAGUUUGUUUUAGUUCUGAAAGAAAAACUAAGCUGUUUGCUUUCUUAAACCAGCUUUUAUUUACGG